AUGGCCGCACAUUCCGCGCGCAUCUUCGCCAUUGUCGUUAUAUUCUACAGUAGUUAUAUCGUCGGCAUUUACAAUGCGGCACGCGCCAGCAGCCUAAUGCAACUGGCUGCUGAGAAUUCCAGUCAUCACAGUGUUGAGCCCCAAUCUCACUUUUUAACGGAAACAGAGCUGGAAGGCGGCAGAUCGAACUCAAGACAUCCCCGUUGGUUUCCGUUCUACACAAUUGGUCGCUUUUCGAACGCUCUGUGCACAGGCAACAACAGGCUAACCGGCACAUGCGUCCUCAGUGGUGAGUGUACGGAUACCACUGGUGUAGCCGCCGGAAGUUGCUCAACCAUAACAAACCAAGCCGUUUGCUGCAUAUAUCAGCGCACUUGUGGAGCGAGCACGACAUAUAACAACACAUACUUCUACAACAGCAAUUAUCCGGGAACUUAUGCCGGUGGCGGGCGAUGCACAAUAGUAAUCACACCACCCGAUUCGAGCAUUUGUCAGCUCCGGAUUGAUUUUAUGGCCCUGUCAUUGGCGCCUCCCAAUGGUGAUGGCUUAUGCAACACCGAUGCGCUGACUAUCACGGGUGGCUCUUCACGUGUGCCAACGAUUUGUGGCGAAAAUGCUGGCCAGCAUGUCUACGUGGACUUCAAUGGUGUUACCCCGAUUACCAUAACGGUGGCCACAUCAUCUAGCUAUGUAUUUAAUCGCAUUUGGCAGUUCCAGUUGCGGAUGCUGGCAUGCGCCUCAUCUACAUUAGCACCAUCAGGGUGCUUGCAAUAUCAUUUGUCCAGCUCUGGAACUGUGGCCAGUUUUAACUACGCCUCGGCUGCAUCUUCUUCAUUAAACACGAUCGGAGUACCGGGCACGAGACAAUUGGCUAAUUUAGCCUAUGGGAUAUGCGUACGCAUGGGCGCCGGCAUGUGCUCAAUAUCCUGGAGUCAAGUGAGCUCCGAUACAUACUCGUUCACUAUGACCAACGAUGUGGGCGCUAUAGAUCCCUCACUACUUGCCACAGCUGCAGUCCAAAGUCAGGAUUGCACUACAGACUUCAUAAUUAUUCCAAAUCCGCUGCAGGGAGGCGUCGCCCUGGCAGGCGAUCGAUUUUGCGGUCUCGGCUUUUCGGCAACGACAAGCUUUACGAAACCUUUUGUGCUGUACGCGGUAACGGAUGGAAAUGAGGAUGCAGACAUAUCGAAUCGUGGCUUCUACUUGUCAUUCUCGCAAGUUGCGUGUCCGGUGAUUUAA
Molecule: messenger RNA, 1239 nt
Organism: Scaptodrosophila lebanonensis
Lineage: Eukaryota; Metazoa; Arthropoda; Insecta; Diptera; Drosophilidae
Exons: 3
Coding region: 1-1239 (412 amino acids)
Source: RefSeq, a predicted model, not a curated record